AUGUUAUCAUUCUUGGCCACUACUACAACGGCCAAUACAACUGGCAACAACGAUGCGAACGAUAAAACGGUAACCAGUAGGGUGCAAUUUUUGACGUUUCCAUUUCGGCAUUGGCGGAAACAUUACACGAUAAAUCCGCCAAAUGACACUUACCAUGUCAUUUACCUUGGUAAUGUAUUGACGAUCAUUGCUAAAGGCGAGGAAUGCUUGGAGAAGCCUCUUUCGUUAAUUUGGCACACGUAUUGCAAUAGGAAACGUACGGAACUACCAAUGAAACUUACUGUUACACGUUCUGGACUUAAAGCAGAAACAAAGCAACAAGGUAUCACAGAGUAUUGGUCACAUCGGAUAACGUAUUGUUUGGCUCCGUCAAAUUUGCCACGGGUAUUUUGUUGGGUUUAUAAGCACGAAGGGAAAAAGAUGAAACCGGAAUUGAGAUGUCAUGCAGCACUAUGCAAAAAGCCAUCAGAUCCUUAUAGAAUAGCUCAAACAUUGGAACAUUACCUUCGAGCUGCUCUUCAGGAGUAUCGUCGUGAGAAAUUGUAUCGUCAAAACACUCGAAUUAAUGCCCAAACUAUUGGACAACCAUUCACUGGACCUAAAAGGAAACUGUUGCUGCAAACUGGUUCACUCAAUUUUCGCCCUCCAGGUGGUCGUUCAAAAAGUGCUCCAAGAUUAUUUGAUAUCGAUGAGGAGAAUGAAUAUCCCGAGGAACAACAGGAAGAAUACUCGGAUGAAGAUUCAUUAUGUUAUAUAGAAUCAUCGGUCGGUGCUGAUGCCUGUAGUACGAAUAGUUUAGAAGAGACAGUGGAAAUUCCUUUCUGUCGACAGAAUUCUUCCCGCGACAGUUAUGGUGUGAAGCAGAGACAGCACUUAAUAAGGAAAUUAUGUGAUAAGAGGAGGAUUGGAGAGGAAGAACAACGGAAUGGAUCAGUGACUAGUGAUUUUAGUUCAAGUAUUGAUUCUGCUCCAUCCAGUAUUAGCUCAGAUGAUGGCAUUCAAUGCACUGAUUCAGAAAAUCGACCCUUGGAAUUGCGGAACGGAGAGAAACGAUUAGAACGAGAAACAGACACAAUUAGCGAGGAGUCCGGUUAUCAUGAUUUUGAUGAUGGCUUCAACAGUGUCAUUACUGAUGGUGGUGACAAUGACAACUGUGAUCGAGGUAACGAUGACGAUGACGAUGACGAUGACGAUGACGAAAGUGAAUAUGAUGAGCAAGUUACUGCACUGUAG
This is a messenger RNA of Brugia malayi, 1233 nucleotides long. RefSeq names its product GH04568p, putative. Bases 1 to 1233 code for a protein of 410 amino acids. The record is from RefSeq and is a predicted model, not a curated record. NCBI's taxonomy places the organism in Eukaryota, Metazoa, Nematoda, Chromadorea, Rhabditida, Onchocercidae. The transcript has 8 exons.